This is a messenger RNA of Amphiprion ocellaris (clown anemonefish), 2815 nucleotides long. It is a transcript of the gene tafazzin, whose product is annotated as tafazzin, phospholipid-lysophospholipid transacylase. The coding region runs from base 105 to 893 and encodes 262 amino acids. The record is from RefSeq and is a predicted model, not a curated record. Gene Ontology annotation, biological process: cardiolipin acyl-chain remodeling; inner mitochondrial membrane organization. Gene Ontology annotation, molecular function: 1-acylglycerophosphocholine O-acyltransferase activity. NCBI's taxonomy places the organism in Eukaryota, Metazoa, Chordata, Actinopteri, Pomacentridae. Gene Ontology annotation, cellular component: mitochondrial membrane. The transcript is spliced from 11 exons.
CGUUCACUUCCGGGUCUGUGACCAGCAGGCUGUCAGCAGGAGAAGCUGAUCUGAGUUCCGCUGUGGGUCUCCAGGUCGGUGGAUGUGGACUCUGUGGAGCUGUGAUGCCCCUGGAGGUCAGAUGGCCGUUCCCACAAUGCCCUGCUCUGGCCUGGAGGCUCUCCAGCUCCCUGGUCAUGGGCAUGGUGGGCUCCUACUCCUACUUCUGGACCAAGUACAUGAACAGCCUGACGGUCCACAACCAUGAGGUUCUGUUGGACCUGAUCGACCAGCGUCCAUCUGACACGCCCCUCAUCACGCUGUCCAAUCACCAGUCCUGCAUGGACGACCCUCAUAUCUGGGGCGUCCUGAAGCUCAGGCAGCUGUGGACCUUCAACAAGAUGAGAUGGACGCCAGCAGCUUCUGACAUCUGCUUCACCAGAGAACUUCACUCCAGAUUCUUCAGCCGAGGAAAAUGUGUUCCUGUCUGCAGAGGUGAUGGUGUCUACCAGAAGGGGAUGGACUUUGUUCUGGAGAAGCUGAACAGAGGAGAAUGGGUUCACAUUUUUCCAGAAGGAAAAGUCAACAUGACGGAGGAGUUCAUUCGUCUAAAAUGGGGUGUUGGUCGGUUAAUCGCAGAAUGUUCCCUGAAUCCGAUUAUCCUGCCACUGUGGCACGUUGGUUUGAGCGACGUUCUGCCAAACGUGAAGCCCUACAUUCCUCAGACUGGAAAGAGAAUCACAGUCCUGGUGGGGAAACCGUUCAGCGUCAAGGAGCUGGUAGAAUCCCUCCGAGCUGAAAACAAGAGUCAGCUGGAAAUGAGGAAGACGUUGACAGACUUCAUCCAGCAGGAGUUCCGGAGCCUGAAGGUCCAGGCGGAGACCCUCCACAGCCAGACCCAGACCAGAUCCUGAGUCCUGGAGGUCCUGGAGGUCCUGGUUUCUGCUGGAAGUCCUCCAUCUGGAGCUGAAGGUUAAACCCUGAAAACCAGAACUUUUGGUCUCCAACUUCCUCUUCAGAUUCACAGCGUUCUGGGAAAUGUUUAAAAGCAGGUUUUCAUUUCAUUCAGUAAAUUCAGUUACUGCGAUGGAAAACGGAUGAAAAGAUGAAUGAUCGGGUUUCUGGAGCACAAACUUUAGGUUUCUCUAAUGUUUAAAGCUUCAUUAAUCUGAGGAAUCACAUCAGGUUUGGAUGAUUCACAGCUUCACCAUUUACAUCCAGUUCAUGUUUAUUUUUUACAAUCUUUAAAGUUUCUGUCGUUUUUAUCAACAGCAGUAGUUAGUGGUGUAGUCAGACCAUUCUGCAGCUCAUCAUUAAUCUGCUUCAGGUGUGAAAAACUCUCUACAUUAUUUGUUUUCUUCAAACUGAAUCAUCUUGGAUGGAUUCAGCCCAGGAAGCAGCAACGGUGCCCCUCAGAACAGUAAAUUUAAAGCGCCGACAAAAACUUGAAAAAAAUAACAAGAUCGUCUUGUUGCACGAUCCAAAUCCUCUGCAGAAUUUGGAAAAAAGUUAGAAUUUUUGUUACUUGACUUUUAAUCACAGCUGAGUUAUAAAUGGCUUCAUUUUUGCACUAAGAAAUGCCGAAUUUUUUAGUUUAAAAUGUUUAUUUUUGACAAACUUCUAAGGGACACAAGUUAUUUUGAUGGCAGGUCGUGAUUUUAAGCUUAGAUUUGGUGAAUUUUUCCAACAGAACCACACAUUAUUACUUCAAGUAAUAAUAAAUAAAAUACAAAAAAGAAAAUUAAAUGGAAAAAAUAUAAAUAUUUAACAAUAAUCCAAAGUAAAACAGUAUUUAACAAUAAUUUCAAAUAAAAUACUGUAACUCAAGAUGAAAUUAUAUUAUUUAUUGGUAAUGCAAGCUUAAAUAAGGAAUAUUUAAUAAUUAAAAACAAAAGCAAAACUUAAAUAAAAUGCUUGAAAGUUUGUAACUUCACUGUUAAUCACAGCUGAGUUAAAAGGGGCUUCAUGUUUGCACCAAGAAAUGCAGAAUUUUUUAGUUUAAAUGGUUUAUUUUUGCCAGAUUUCUAAAUGAGACCUAAACAGCAAAGUAAUUUCAACGACAUGUUUGGAUUUUUAAGCUCAGAUUUGGUUAAUUUUCCCAACAGGACAACAUUAUUAGGGUUAGGGUUAGUUUAAAAUCGGAUGGUUUUUUUUUGUUUUCUUGCUCUAAAAAAUGGCGUGUUUUUGUUGAUUAUUCUCUUUUUUUCUUUUUUCCUUUAGAAUAUGGUGUAAAUGCACCUACAGCAGCAUCCAGAACAGUUAAAUUUCAUGGAAACCUGAAAGAUUGUAGCUUUAAUUCUGUGUUUCAGUGGAUUAAUUGAACCAAAUUUUAACCGGCGUUGGUUUGACACAACAGUCUUUUCCUGGUGAGAAUUUAAAACCUGCUGCUGAAGGUAAUCGUGAGUUUUUUUUUGCUGAAUUAUCCGUUAUUUAAAUGGCAUUAAAAGCUCUUUACAUGAAGCUGCUGUUGAUUUUAGGACUAAAUGUGGCUGGUUUAGAUUUUAAUUCUUAAUCUAAUGCAGUUCAUGAGUGCUGGAUGAUAAAUGGUAGCUGUACCAUUGUUAGUUGGAUUACAUGCACAUGUCCUGCUUGUACAUUUAAAUCACGUUUCAGAAUCACUUCCUAUUACUGUGGAUCAUUUCUUUUCCAGAUGAUGUAUUAAAAUGCAGUUUUUUUCUGUGGAACCUUCAGAAAACCUCCAUCACAGAUGUAAAUAACUUAUUUUAUGGUAGAGAUCACAGGUUCACAGAUCUGUGUUUUAUAAAUGUGUCGCCUUACUGUGAUUGCCGAUCUUUCCUACACUAUGUGAUGCCAAUAAAGUAUUUCUACAUUUUAA